Molecule: messenger RNA, 9580 nt
Organism: Phasianus colchicus (ring-necked pheasant)
Lineage: Eukaryota; Metazoa; Chordata; Aves; Galliformes; Phasianidae
Gene: KRT20
Product: keratin 20
Biological process (GO): epithelial cell differentiation; intermediate filament organization
Cellular component (GO): cytoskeleton
Molecular function (GO): structural molecule activity
Source: RefSeq, a predicted model, not a curated record
CUGAGGGCUGCAAAGAACAUCACCAAGAGAGGCCAAACUGGAGUUCAUCACUUCACAGCUCCUACUUCCCUCAGCUAUCAGGUAAGGCACCUUCAGCAAAGAGCAGCUGCAGCAAUCCUCCAUCCCAGCCAGCACCCACACAAUGCGGGCACUCCGAGUCAGCAGCCCUGCACAGAUCACUGCUGUGAGCAACACUGACAGCAGUUUUGCUGAUUUUGUAGAAUUUGGGAAACUCUAAAAAAGAGAUGGGGUUUGUCCUGCUUUCACUGAGACUGAGAUCAGUGUCUGGAAGGAAAGGAAAUCUUCACAAGUGUGGUACUGUGCUUUAUGGCAUUAUUUUAUUGUACUACUGUUUGAACACGCUGUGAGCUGGAAUUUAUUCCACGUUAGUAUUAAACACAUACAGAGGUGCUCAUUCAGUAUCAAAGAAGUGACUGACCCAGGCCCAAGGGAAUCUGCAAUUUUUCUGAUUUGAAAGAUCAUAAAGAAGAACAGGCUCAAAAUGAAGACAUUCGAUUUCCCACAGAUGGAAUUGAAUGGCAGAAAAACCCCAGCAGGACAUAAUGUCAUUUCUAAGGCUGACUGAGUGAUGUAACACUACAGCAAACUGACAAGACUGAGGAACUUUCAGGCUAUAAAAGGAGGCUGAAACCACCAGCAUUCUCAAAUCCCCGCUCGUAGUUUCACCUGCCAUUUAAGGAAGUCCUGCACUAAAUAAUCCUCCAACGUAUUUAUAACAGACUUGAAUGCACUCCAGAAUGCAUAUGAGUCACAGCUCAUUUCACUUGUAGAAAUGUUAGAACUUAUUAAGGUGCAUUACAAUACACAGCUUUGGUAAGUGAAUUGUUGAUCCUCUGGAAGAGGUCUGCGAUGAGGUAAUGCAGUCAUGGUUGGUGCCAUUAAUCACACAUUCUUUCUGGUGAUGUGGCCACACAUUGGCAGCUCUCUUUCUUAUUUACAAGCAAGAUACUUCUCUUGAAUGCAAAAUUUUUGCUUUGUACCUGCCUUGUUAAAACAGCUGCAAAAUUAAGCUAGUAAUUUCAGCAAGAGCAGAAAACAAAAUCUAGCAUUUACAUCACUGCUAAAAACACUGUUUGCAUGCUAUUACUGAAGCACAGAGAAUAGGUGGAAGAGCCAGUAAAACAUUUCACAAUGUCCACACCCUGACCUAUAAAGGUUUCUGCAGUUCUGCUGGGAGAUGCCUGCUCCUGCGUAUGAAUCAUGCAGAAGAGGGAAGAAUCUAUAAAUGGGAAAGCAAAUGAAGAAUGAUGCUUGAGAGGUCUGCACCCCCUGCCCCCCACUGCCCAAGCUAUUCUGCAAUGCAUCUUAAUUGCUGGCCCCGCAUGGGUGUUUGGCUUUGAGAAAGCAGGAAGCAUCUGGGCCUGUUUUACUGCACACUGCAUCCUCAGAACUCCUGCCUCACUAUAAUUCUGUUUCUUAUCAAGCCGUGUUUUGAAGGUAUUUUUAUUUGUAGAGCUAUACUGAAAUGACCUUUUUGAGCCGUACACCUAAGGGUUGGCAUAAAGGAGCUGCUCCCAGGAUCACACUGAACACAAUUCCUCACGUUUGAGUUCUGGACUGUCCUUACGAUAGAAGCGUACAGCUGACGAAGGACCAGACGUGACCUGAUGGCAGGACAGGAGCACUGCUGCUGCUUCCAGACACGUUAAACUGCCUUUUGAAUGUCUGAAUAUACAUCAGAAGCUUAAAGGCAUAAAAUCACAACAUCAGCUGUGGCAAAGGCACUUUCAAUAACUAUCUAGACUUCAGGGGUAAACCUUCUUUGCUUUGCAACAUCCUGAGGACAAGCCAAAGGGAUUUAAUUUGAUAGGCUGUUAUUAAGCUCUAAUGAAAGCAGUGAAAAUGAGGAAUACAAUUUAAUUAGAGAAAACAUAAUUAAUUUAGAGGAAUAAUUAUUUGAAGCAGACAGGGAAAAGAAGAGGAAAGAAACAAGCUGACAAGCGGCUGACAAACCAUGCAGGACCUCUGUGGAACAAAGUGUGAAACCUUCAGAGGAAAGUCCGAGCUCCAGCUGAGACCUCCAAUGCCUGGAUCACACAAACAAGAAACUGCAGCAUAAAGGGCUUAAAACAAAUAAACAGGAAGGAACUCUUAGCAGUGCAACCACAAAGCAGGGAGCAUGCAGUGUUGUUAGAACCAGGCCAAAAACUGGAAUGUUAAAGUUAUCAGUGCUAGAAAAUCACCACCACCACUUCUGUCCUUCCUUCCUACUGAGGCACACUUUCUGACCAAUAUGUUCCACUGGAAAUUACAUAGCUACUAUGUAAAAACACAACAAAAUCAAACAAAGCACACAAAUAAUAAAAAAAUAUGUAUAUUUAAUGUCUAUAUAUGUAUAUUUAAUGUCUAAAGUUUAAUUCUCUCUAAAGAUUAAGGUAUUUGAGCUCCAGCAAUGAAGACAGGGGCAUCAGCUGAAUGGAUAAUGAACGUGUCCGUCAUUACAGGAGGUUCAGACACAGAAAAUACUCAGAGCUGUUGCUUAACAAGCUCACUGCCACAAACACCACUGAACUCUUUGUAACUACAGCUUGUGGCUGUGAAGAUAAAUACUGCCUUACACAUCUGGCCACAAGAAUUAUGCAAAAAAUUUUUCUUCUGGAUAUGGGAACAGAAAAGUGGGCAAUACGUGAAAUUUUGUUAUGUAAUUGUCACGAAGCACGUUCAGGUUCCAGCACCGACUUGCUAGCUGCAGCAAGCAAUACAGACUCGCACAGGCAGCUCCUCUCAGAAGGCCUAUGGUGGCCCCUAGUGACACACAGCUCCAUCUGCACGACAUUUCUGCAUGAAGGUGAGACUGAGACUCAGCACAGCAGCCUGCCCUGUGCCCUGGUAGCUGUGCCUCCCCUGAGGCUCAGAGAGCCAGCUGGAGCUGGGACUGUGUGAGGGAUUGUGUGCUGGGCACUGCCAGGACCCCAAGGCCUGCUGUUUUGUAAGAGCUAGGGGAAAAUUCUACAUAAAUGUCAUUGCGUGCAGUGCAGUGUUUGUACCUAUCUGUUACAGCGUGCUAUCAGUGUGCAUAUAUUUGCACAGGGUCAUGGAAAUUGUGUUUGCUUCCUGAACAAUACACACGUUGGCAGGAGGUCCUGCACAGUCCAAGAUCCUAUGGGCCCUUCCAGCUCAGGGUAUUCUGGGAUGCCACUGUUCCGUAUCACAUCUUCCUGUGAGUAUUGAGAUGUCCCAGCUUUGUGCUAGCUUUAAGCUGCUUCAUGUGACUGCUUACAAACCUCAUUUCCACACGCAGAGAUGUUCAGCAAACACUGCUAUUGGUUGCUCUCGCAUCAAGGAGAAUAUUCUGCAGCUUGCUGAUUUCCUCAUCCGCUGCCCCUCAGCUGCUCAUGGUUCCCACAAGGGAAAAAUUCCUGCUAGCAGUUUCUUACAUUACGUUAAAGCUGACACUUGCAAUACUUUCAAGGGGAAAAAAAAAAAAAAAAGAGUGCUCAUUUGUGUGGCCUGGGGCUGUGUUUUCCUUGGCACUGACUUUGGAUCUACUUGAGGACAGUGGCCUAGACAGGACAGGCAGCUCCCAGCUCCCAUCUGCAGUCAGUGGCUGGGGAAGGAUGCAUCCAACACGCUGUCCUACUCACCACUGCAAAUCUGCAGCACUUCCUCAAGUACUGUACAAUUUAACAUCAUGUUUAAAUCUGCCUCUGAUCAAAAACUCACUGCAGAAAACAAUAAGGUGGAGUGCUUCGACUAGUAGAACAUUUUCACUGGACAAAAGGUAAAAAGGAGAGGGAAAUGAGGAAAAAAAUGCAUAUGUGAGGCAGCCACUGUAAGAUCUUGCGCUGCAGAUGUUCAGGGAUUAAGGAAGGCAGUUAAUUAGCGACCUCAUCUGUCUCUCUUCUUCUCUGAUUUGGUUGCAGUGUUUUUGUAGCCCAGACAAGCACUUCUCACUUGUUCUGAGAAAAACCCUCUGUUCUCAGAGAAGUCAGCAGGGACAAGAGCUAGAAAGCUCCAUCCUUUCUGCCUUCCCGUGAACCCAGCCGGGCUGCUCCCACUUAGUGGCUCUCAGAUAAAAGAGACCAACACGGAACAGGUCCCAGUGCCAGGUGCAAAGGAGGAGCUUUUCUUGCAGACUGCAGGGUUGUUGUGUCCUGGGAAAUCCUGCUUCCCAGAUGGAACCAAUGAGCCUGGAUCACAGUUUGCAAAAUACAAAAUAUCUCUGUUUACUGUUUGCAUUCAAACAGGGUGCAGCAUUAACAAAUGGUGCAAACACUGUUUGCUUUCAGGGUGGAGAACUGUCCUAAGUAUCCUUUUUCACUCUUCCAGAAAAAUCUGCUUUCAGAAGCUGCCAUUGGCUCGUACCCACACAGCAGCACAGUGCCCUGACGCUCACCCUGCUGCUCUCUUGGUUCUAAACCAGACGUGUGGCACAAACGAGGCCACGUCUUCUCACAGGGAGGUUAUGAAGAGAAGGGGGGAAUUUUUCAAACACAGCAAUAUGGAUUUUGGCUGGAAUACAGCUGAAAUACUGAACAUAGAACUCCUCUUCCUUGAAUGUACUUCACACAGCAGAAGCCUUUUCACAACUGCAUUGGAAAAGACAUGGAAUCAAAUUCUUAUGACACAAAACCUGAACUGAACCCGACCAUGCGGUCACGGGGACUAAUAAACAGGCACUGGAUUUCACCAUUAAAGCAGAUCAUCACUAAAGCCUGAACUAAAAAACCUUUUCAGUUAAACCUUUAAUUCAGCCAAAGGAAAGCUGUGCUCCAGCUACAGGCUGCUCAAACCCAGCGCCAAAGCUGGGUGUGUCUUUUUUCCUGGAACUCCCAUGCCUGGUUACCUCUGGCUGCUUAGUGACUAACGCUAAUGGCAUGCACACGCUAUCAAAACCUCGUAUGGGUUAUCUUCAUAGCUCGGUGUCCGUCACAAAGGUGACAGUCGUCCAGGAAAUCAAACAACUUGCUGGCGUUGCUAUGAACAGUUAUUGUGACUGCACACAAACCUUCAGACUGACAUCUGCAUAAAAUCUGACAAAGCCGAAUGUCUACUAAAAGCAGGUCGUCGGAGAAUACUGUAAGAGAUACAGGCAGUGAAACACAUGGCCAGAAGAUGUAACUGUAGCAGGAUCUUGGCUGUGCUCUUCUCAUGGCUUUAAAGAUGUAAACUCUGCCCUACUAAUGGAAAUGAUUCCUAUUCAGUGCAGAUAGAACAGACCCACCCUGAGUGUCUAUAGCAACAGGCCAAUUGACCUGGCUGGUGUACUUUGACUGGACCUGCCAUAAAUGUUUUUCAGACACAUACUUUUCAGCUACACCCAAAGCUCAAGGUCCAACGACAGUUCAGACAGCUGAAUGUACACUUUGCAUCUUCAUAAAAAGGAGCUCUGCCCUGAAUGCUGCUCAUUUUACUUUGGAAGACGCAUAUUUCCAGAACAGCUGGACUCUGCCUUGCUCCAGCACCAGUCAGCAGACUAUUCAUAGCACUGUAACUUAACUGACCAGAACUGGUCCCAUAGAAUCCCACGCUCAGUUCUCAGAACCUGAGGAUGCUUCCAAGAUACAGCGCAGUGCCUGUCACCAAUUUCCUUGUCCCCAGAUUGAAGACCAGUAUGUACGGCAGCUCUUUGUCACUAAAAUAAACAAUACAUGUAAACUGUUCUACCUGACUCGCUAUACAUUAUUAAUACACUGAAGUACACUAAAUGCAGUGCCCCAAGGAACUACCCCUGCUUUGUCCUGCUGCACACCUGCUGCUGCUUUUGUGCAAUGCUAGUAACUCCCUCAGCUAUCAGCUUCUUCACUCACUUUCCACGUAUCUCAGCGUUUCACAUCUCAGAAGUACAUACAUUGCAGCUGGAGGAACCACUCAAAACACAGCUGCUUGGGUUUCUUUGUGUGCUGAACAGAGGCAGCUGAUUUCCUGUCAGUGGCAGAGCAGCCAGCAGCGGAACUGGCCAGAGGGCACAACGUGCUGAGCACAUUGCCAGGGCUCUGCUCUGCUUUCCCUUCAGCCACGCAGGAGGCCUUGGAGCACCUAGCUGUGCUGGAAGCUUGAUCUCAGCACUAUCACUCUAUGGACAUCAGCAUCUCACUUGUAAAAUAAAGUGAGCAAUCAAGGUGGUUCCAGUAUCCUUAUGGCUUUGCCUACUCACAAAGCAAUACACUUUCUGAGUCAUCUCAACUGCACUGCAGCCCAGUUCAACUUCUGAGGGCUUUCUUCCACUGAACAGCGUACAGUCAAUGCAAGCAAACUACGCCAGUAAUUUUCAUGCCAAGAUGACUGUUUUGUGCCCACUAUAGAAUGAGUUAAGCAGUAGCUACAAAUGCCAUCUUUCUAAUCAUUUCGAGACUUUUGUACAUCAUCCUCAGGCCCAGGCAAUGGCUCACACAACAGCAAUAUGUUCUUGAUUGAGAUAUAAAUAUUUAAAGUCUCCUGUCACAUACAGUCAACUCAUUUUAAUUUCAUAACCUGCACACGGGGUUUGUUUGACAAUGGCUGUAUAGAGAUAGGCUGCUAUAAAUGAUUCAGCAGCUCGUUUGUGUUUUAUCUUUUAUUCAAAAUAAAAACGAAGAAAACCAAAUUUCCUGAGGAGUUUUUUCAAAGGCAGAUGAAGAGAUUAAAAACCCUUUGCACUACAGAGUGCGGGGACAAUGUCCUGCAUGUUAUUUGCACUGACACCAAUUACAGUAUGCGUCAAGAGAGGUGGGGUUUACAACCACCGUGUUUCCUCUUCGACAGACAAUAUAAAGCUUUACAGAACACACACCGCACUUCGCUCCAGCUGCUCGCCGUCGUAGAGUCAGCCGCCCCAUCUCAGCAGAAGCACGAUGUCAUUCUCCACGCAAAGCUUCCAGCUGGGCACAGCUGCCCGCCUGCAGGGCAUGGCGCCCGGCAGCAGCGCUCUGUCGGUCAGGAACGUGGCCGUGCAGCGCAUCCAGGCGCCCAGCGUCUAUGGCGGGGCGGGCGGUUAUGGCACCCGCAUCUCCAGCAGCUCCGUCCGCAGGCAGAGCUCCAGCGGUGCCUUCCACUCCAACAUUUCUGAUAACGACCUGCUGCUGUCUGGCAAUGAGAAAUCAACCAUGCAAAAUCUAAACGACCGUUUGGCCGCCUAUCUGGAGAGGGUGCGCUCUCUGGAGAAAGCAAACUCCCUGCUUGAAAAGCAGAUCAAGGAAUGGCAUGAGAAGAAUACAGGGGGCAUAAGGAGUGACUACAGCUCGUACUUUCAAACAAUCGAGGAUCUCCAAAACAAGAUCAGUGCUGCACAGAUGGAAAAUGCAAAGCUUGUCCUGCAGAUUGACAAUGCCAAGCUGGCUGCUGAUGAUUUCAGACUGAAGUAUGAAAACGAGUUAUUGCUCAGGCAAAGUGUUGAGAGUGACAUCAAUGGGCUGCUGAGAGUCCUUGACGACCUGACUUUAACUAAAUCAGACUUGGAGUCACAGAUUGAAAACGUGAAUGAAGAAAUAGUUUUUCUUAAGAAGAACCACGAGGAGGAGAUUGACAGACUGCACAAACAAGUGGGCGGCUCAGUUAACGUAGAGGUGGAUGCUGCUCCAGGUGCUGAUCUUUCAAGUAUUAUGGAAAACAUGAGACGGCAGUAUGAAGAAAUGGCAGAAAAGAACCGCCAGGAAGCCAAAGAGCGAUUCGAAAAGCAAACAGAAGCGCUGAACCAGGAAGUAGCAAUCAAUGUAGAACAGCUGCAAGAACAAAGGAGAGAGGUCACAGAUCGGAGACAGAUCUGCCAGAGUCUGGAUCUGGAAUUACAGACCAAUCUGAACAUGAAGAAGUCUUUGGAAGACACUCUGGCUGAAACUGAAGCACGUUACAGUUUUCAGUUGGCUCAAAUACAGGAAACAAUUGCCAGGUUAGAGAAUCAGCUGAGGCAGCUGCGGGCCGACAUGGAGGCACAGAACGCGGAGUACAGCAUCCUGCUGGACAUCAAGACUCGCCUGGAGCUGGAGAUUGCCACGUACCGACGUCUGCUGGAAGGAGAGGACGUUGGGUUUGUCCAAGAGGAGGCACUUACAAAUGAACUUGAAAAAGAAUCAAGUAAAAUUAAAAAGAUCAAGACAAUUGUCGAAGAGGUGAUUGAUGGCAAAGUCGUGUCCUCUCAGGUUAAGGAGAUUGAGGAGAAGAUGUGAGCAGCGCCGGCGGAGGGGAGAGCACCAAAAAGGCACCAUUAAACUUCAUAAAGAAACCAAAGCAAGGGUUGAAAAAUGCCAAAUUAUCCAAUCUCAGACAAUUAGUUUUUCAUCUUUGUGUGUGUGUGUGUUUGUUAAUAAAAUCAUUUUUUGCCUUACACAGCAGAACAUCUAGAGUAGAUUUAUAUUCGAAAAAGCAUUACAAAGUUGAUUCGGUGCAUCUGUUCUGAAAUUGAAAUAUCACUGCAGUGCAUUGGAGACUCACUUCAAUAAACGUGAUUUUCAAAUAAGAAGAAACAUCAAUUGUGAUUUCAUAAUAAAUUAAAAUGCAAAACCGAAGAAGCCUUCUCAUUAAUUGUCAUUCUCUGGGAAUUUCUGUAUUGCCAAAGAUAUCUGAUAACCAAUAAUACAACCUGCCCAUCAGAUCUGAACUGAAGAGUACCACGUCUGUCAGGCCCUCCUCAGUCACUGCUGCACAAACCUGCUGAGCCCUCCAGCCCAAGGAGUCGGCGCUUCCUCCUCACAUAAACACACAGCUCUUCCUUUUGAAAUCUCACCUGUCCACUGCAUUAUUUACUGUUCAUAAACAGCUGCCAAGGGAAAUAAAUCUUUGCUUUCUUAACCUGAGUCACUGAUAUCAGGCUAUCAAUUCAUUUCUACAUAAAUGCUUCACUUAAACUUUUGAUCUACUGCUCUUAAUACAGUUUGCCAUCCCCCACCCACCCCAAAAACCACACCUAUGCUCCUGGGUGUACAUUAAUUAAAGAGGAGUAAAUUUCGGUUGACAAAUCCAGUGAUAUAAUUAAGCCAGGCCAAGGAAAAUCAAUUUUUUGUCUUUCAAAAUAACUUAGAAAUAAAACUAUAUUGAUUUUGAAGAGCUUCCAGCUCAAAGCUUCUAACCUUCUAGAGCUACGUUUGAUCUUCUAAGUUCUUAUUUAACACCCAGAGAACACCGAUCUGCCAGAGGUUUGUACCAGAAAAGUGUUGUGAAUAGAAACACAUUUUUGACACGCAUGCUGGGAAGUAUAACAUGAAAGGGAUCAUUCUACUUACUUAAGCAUAAUUCUAUAAAAAUAGCCCCAAACCAAGAAAGCAAUGAAUAUAUAAUGACAAAAAAAUUAUUUAAGAUGGAUUUAAAUGUGAAAAGAAAUUUGCGCUCUAUUGCACAUGGCAAAACAUUAUCAUGAUGUCUUAGCUCUACUCCACCCAUCUCUCCUCAUACAGCAAACACCUGCAGGGUGCUAGAUUUCCACUCCCAUGGGCAAUUUAGAUUUGCACGUAUCAUUUAGUUUGGUCUGGAUUUCCUAAACUACUUUUCUCCUCCCUAAAUUCGAAAGAGAGGGAGAGAAAGAAUUCAGGGCUUUGUUUGAGGCGGGGUUAGGGUUAGGGUGCUGCACACCACGACAGCCCCUAUAUAAAGGGAUCGCGGUUCCCCGAUCUGCCCUGCUCCGCGCCGUGCCUGGCCGAACAGCCCA